AUGUGCGACGACAUCGAGGACUGCUGCGCGAGCAGCGAGAUCGCCUCGCGGCACGAUGCGGCCGUCGCCGCGGGAAACCCAACGUACAAUGACCCAAAGACUGGCUACAGCGUCUUCACCGCCACGGCGCUCGCGGCGCGCAAGAAAUGCUGCGGGUGUGGGUGCCGGCAUUGCCCAUUCAACCACGCUGCCGUGCCAGUCCAGCGUCGCGCGGCAAAGAUUCAGACGCCGGCGCUGCUGCGGGGUAGCCUGGUCGAGCUGGACGCCGACGCCGGCAUAGACGUCCUCCUCUGGUCAGGCGGCAAGGACAGCCUUCUCGCCGCUCGGGCCCUCUGCCGCGAGCACGGCAACAAGCGAAGGCUCGUGCUCUUGACGACCUUUGACGCCGGAAGUCGCCAAGUGGCACACCAGGAGGUGCAGAUCGACGCCAUCUGCGAGCAAGCCGAAUCGCUCGACCUGCCCCUCGUUGGCUGCCCGCUCGUGCCCCACAUUCCGUACGGCACUCGGCUGGACGAGGCGCUCCGGCUCGUGCAGAGAUCUGCGCCGGCGCCGGUGGCGCGGGUCUGCACCGGCGACCUUCACCUCGAGCACGUCGCCGCAUGGCGCGAGGAGCGCAUCGGGCCGGCGGUGCGAGCGCUUGGCGCAACGCUGCACUGUCCGCUCUGGCAGGCGCCGUAUGAAUCCUUGAUGCGUGACCUCGAGGCCUCCGGCACGCCAUGCCGCGUGUGCGCGCAGACGGGCGGCGCCGUGGCUGUCGGCGACCUCUUCAGCGCGCAGUUUGUGUCCUCGCUCCCGCCCGGAGUGGACGCCUUUGGUGAGAACGGCGAGUUCCACACACUGGCAGAGGUAUGGGCAGCGUCACGCCUAUCACCGUUUUCGAUAAAAAACGUAAAGGACCCCAAGGCGCAAGGGGCCAAGGGCCCAUGUUGCAUGUAG
This is a messenger RNA of Emiliania huxleyi CCMP1516, 936 nucleotides long. RefSeq lists its product as hypothetical. The record is from RefSeq and is a predicted model, not a curated record. NCBI's taxonomy places the organism in Eukaryota, Haptophyta, Isochrysidales, Noelaerhabdaceae. The transcript has 3 exons. The coding region runs from base 1 to 936 and encodes 311 amino acids.